AAAUUAAUAUAAUUAAUUACAAAUGAAAUAAAAUAUUUCUAGUAAAAACCACAAAAAUUCAAUAAACUCUACAUAACUUUAUGUUACGUUUUGAGAGAAUUUAAAACAAAAUUACAAUCAAUUUUGAGUUCUUCCUAAAUACUAAUUAAUGUAUCAUCUAUUUAGUUUGUGGUAGACAUAUUAAAGUUUGUAAGAAAUUAAAGUGUAGUGGCAGUCGGUCUGACUAAUUUCAGUUUCAUGAUUCAUUUGCUAAUAUCUAUCAUAUAAGUUUCACGUGUUUAGAGAAUGGAUAAGGUGAAAUUAGUAUGGUCUAAAAUGAACCGAUGGCACCGAUUAUUGCUACUAUUCCUCGUGUCGGAGUUCCAGCUGUUUCCGGGUGGAAAAAUUGGAUUCCUAUGCAAUGACCCAGCGCUGUCACACCAAUUUAAUGGAGAUACAAUCUCUUGGAAGUGGUUAUUGGUGACAGUCAUCCUUCUUCCAUUAGUUGUUAUGUUAUUAAUAGAGAAAGCUUACAAUUCGGACAAUAAGACGGACAGAGCGAAGCAGCAAGCAUUGCGCUGGUACAAGGAGUACAUGUUUGGUGUACUUAUAAACUUGACUGUGGUACAUGUUCUGAAGCAGGUUGUUGGCUCUCCAAGACCGCACUUUUUCGAUACAUGCAGCCCCAAAGAAGCGCUGACUUGUGAGACAGGUGAAUAUGUAUACAGCUACACUUGCACGAAGGCAGGCUGGGUGAGUCAGUCCGACAGGAGUUUCCCGUCGGGUCACACCUCGCUUGCACUACACGCUGCGGUUUUUAUUGUGUAUUAUCUCCAGCAGCGUACCAGUCAAGUAAAGCCGCCGGCUGUAUUCGCAUCUCAGAUACUGUGUAUGAUGAUAGCAGUAUACUGUGGUCUAUCACGAAUGACGGACCAUAGACACCACUGGUGGGAUGUAGUGGCCGGCGCUGUUAUAUCUCUACCUAUAUUGUUUUAUACUAUAUACUCGCUGUGUAAUAACUUCCACUGUCUGAAUAUAAGGAGCUCUGAAGCACCAAACAUAGACAAUACUAAUAAACAACACUCCACACUUUUAAAUAAUUCGACGUAACCAAAGACAAUAUAUAUUUUAUAACUGUCCACAAUAGACAUUUAUUAAAAAGUAAAAUAUUUUUGUAACUAUAUACUUUUGUAAAAUAUAUUUUUUAUUUUGAAAAAGAACUUGUGAGACGAAUUACAAUGCCACUCAUUUACGUUUUUACUUUUUCUACGUCUUUUUAUUUUUUCUUAUUUAUUGACGUAUGGAAUAAUUAUGACAUAGAUUAAAACAAAAAGGUUUUUUUUAUCCGAUAUAUAAUGCUUCAAAAUAAACCUUUUUGUUUAUAUAUAUUACAGCAUAGUAUUUAUUUGACAAUGACCACUGGUAUUUUAUCGACCAAUUAUAUUGAGUGAGAUUUUUAUGUAAUUUAUUUUGAUGGUUAAUUUUAUAGGCUUAUGUUAAAAUAUACAGAUUGUAUUAUAUAUAGUUAUAUCUGGAGAUAUAACCAUAGUGCAGUUCGGUCUUUUAUUAAAACGCCUCUGUGGUUUCCAUUCAUUUCGAAUUUUUAGAAGAAUUUGUAAAAUUGAAAUAUUACUGAAAAGUUUUACUUUUUACUGAAAUCAGAGUUUUACUGUAAUAUAAUUAUAUAUUUUUUGUUACUAGAAAGUAUUUUUGUUUGCUUAUAAUUGACGCUUUUCCACUAGUCAUGUAUAUAAUAAAGUGUUUAACACUUUUAUAUGACCAUUAGUUUAAAUAUACAUAUUUCAAACAAAUAUAUAUGUUACAAUCAUUUGUAUACCUCUUUUACUGUUAGUUAAUAGAAUAGAAUAGAAAAUCAUUUAUUAAAAUAAACUUAAUUUAAUCACUUUUGAAUAGUCAUAACAAUUUGUUUUUUAUCUACCACUCGUUCGGAAAGCUGUCUCAUCACAAGAAGAACGAGCAAGAAACUUGUGUGUUGCUCUUUUAAAUAAUCCUUGUAAGUUUACAUUUACAAAUCGAAACGUGUGAAUACAAACUACCAACAUUGAGAUUGUAUGUUAAAUGCUAUAAAAUUAUUUAGCUGAAUGUACUGUUUUAAUAUUAAAGUAACAAAACAGAGUUUGUAUAUAAAUUUAGAAAUGGAAAACAGUAACAGUGUUUAUUUUAUCGAAUUAGCUGUUAUUUUUCAGAAGUGCAUUUUUUGCGUAAUGGAUCAGUGCUGCACAAUGAAAAUUGGUACUUCCAUAUCUUAACUAUAAUAUAUAUGUAUUAUUUAUUUUUUAAGAAUUAAUAUUUUAGUUAAGAAUUAGUUUAAUAUUUAUUCUUAAUUGCAAGUAUGUAUUUCAACUCGUAUUAUAAAGAGUGAUAGGUUAUUUUUGUUUGUCAAAUAAUCAAAUAUCAAUUUUUUUAUUAAUUUGAUUUAUUCAUGUACUUAGGUCUAUUACAAACUCUUAUGUUAUGUCAAAUCCACCGUCGGUUCGGAGUGUUUUCAAUCCAAGAUGAACGGACAAUGAACUUGCUCGUAUUCUUUUCAAAUGAGCUUGUACAUGUUUAAAGAAAGGGUUCAUUUUUCAAAUAGACUUCUAUUUCAAUUUUGUCAAAAGGAUAUAGUCUAAUUAGUGUCCGUAAUCGAACAGACAGACAGACAGACCAGUCCCCACAAACAACUCUCGUUUCCGAGUAUGACGGAUGAGCAAACCAUCAUUGUCAAUGUCAAAAACAAAUUCAAUUAAUACUUGGGGAAUAUAAAAAUUCCCACGCUUAUAAAAGGCUAUAUUAUUUAUGAAUAAAAUAUGCUUUAUGUCACGCAUACGGAGCCACGGGGCAUAUAUAGUUUGUAAUAAAUGUACAAAUAGGUACAUUGAAUUGAAAGUAAUUAUUUUAAGAACCUUAUGAUGGGUGGAAUGGAUCAAACGAAAUCGCUUUAAAAAGCUAAUUAUAGUAAGUGAGUAAUAUUGUUUUGUAUCUUUAAGUACUGUUGUACAUCUUCAACAUAAAGAUAACUUAUUCAUGUAAUUUAUGUGUGCAAUAAAGUAUAAGUAAAUGAUGAUGUCCUCCUUGUGGUAAGUGGUAAACCCGACAUCAGCAGUUUCUCACUAAUGUUUCCUUUCAUGCGCUCUUAUGUGACUAGUGAAACCAAGUUUAUUUAAAACUUGAUCGCAUUGAGUUAACCCGAAAUCAUGUAUAGGUUCAGAAACGCAUUAUUACUAAAUAAAUGUUAAAAAAAUUAUCACAAUUCAUAAGGGUAUAUUAAGGUUUCUUAAGGGUCGGCAACGCGCACCUGACCCUCUGGUGUUUCAGGCGUCCAUAGGCUACGGUAAUUAUUUACCAUCACAUGGGCUGUAUGCUUGUUUGCCUACAUGAUAUAAAAAAAAAAUAAGGAAUUGAUUUUGGUCGAUAGGAAUUGAUAAGGGUAUAACACCACAGAAAUAUUUUGUGUUAUAUGUUCUUAUAUGUAGUAACACUCACAAUGGUCCAUAUUAGAACGUUAAAUGAGGGGAAUAGAGUCCCUAUUACAUCAUAACAGACAA
Messenger RNA from Achroia grisella, 3527 nucleotides. RefSeq names its product putative phosphatidate phosphatase. The record is from RefSeq and is a predicted model, not a curated record. Lineage: Eukaryota; Metazoa; Arthropoda; Insecta; Lepidoptera; Pyralidae. The transcript is spliced from 6 exons. Gene Ontology annotation, molecular function: phosphatidate phosphatase activity. Gene Ontology annotation, biological process: phospholipid dephosphorylation; phospholipid metabolic process; signal transduction. Bases 286 to 1089 code for a protein of 267 amino acids.